AUGACAGACCCUACCAGCACCAUCGUCAUCAAUCCUGAUGACGUGGAUGAUGGGGUGCCAAGAAUCACUGUACCACCACCCAGCUUAAAGGAGGUGAUGGAAAAUCCACGAGAAGCCCAAAAAGUGCUGUUUGGAGAUGAUGGCCGGGAGCCACCUUCGAGCACUUCUGAUGACCAGGGGCUGUCUGAAAGAGUUCAAAGAGCCAUAUCUGUUUUACAAGUGUUGGAGACAUUUGCCAGGACACCUAAGUUUUCAGAAGAGUUUGGAACACUGCAGGAGCAGGCAGCUGUUGGAGAUGUAAUUCUUCUGGUGAGAUCAUCCUUGUCGACAAAUACAAAAGAAUAUGGUGUGACCCUUCAGAACCUACAUUCUGGAGCUUACGGCCUGCUCCAAUGCCUCACUAUCCAACAUGUAGAUCAUAUAGACCUGAACAGUCUGCUGCAAGACGCUGAGGCCUCCCAAAGGUCACUCAAAGAUGACUCAGGGAGCAUGCCCAGUCUGAUUGAGCUACUAGGAGGGAGCUCUAACUGGGCCCCAAAAUGUCCCAUAACCGAUCUUGAUCAAGAUACUCUGCAGAAGGCCACAAAUAUGCUGGAAGUUCUGAAAGUGUAUGUCAACAAGGAGCGACGUGUCACGGCCGUCGAACAACUACUUCUUAAUAGACCGGCGGUCGACGAACCUCGGCUAACUUCACGCUCUGAGUCGAUGUCUCACCCAACCAGGAGGGCGCAGACGUCGAAAGGGGUGUAA
Tremella mesenterica DSM 1558 is the source of this 750-nucleotide messenger RNA. RefSeq lists its product as uncharacterized. The record is from RefSeq and is a predicted model, not a curated record. Lineage: Eukaryota; Fungi; Basidiomycota; Tremellomycetes; Tremellales; Tremellaceae. The transcript is spliced from 2 exons. Bases 1 to 750 code for a protein of 249 amino acids.